CUCCGCGGAGGCCUGCGGGAAGGGAAGGGGGCGGGGCGGUAGGGAGACCUUGAGGCCCGACAAUCAGCGCGCGUAGAGCUAACCGGAGGCCCAGGCGAGCAGGGUCGCCGGAGGGCGUCUGUUCUUCGCUCAGAGUGGACAGGGUUAAAGGAGCAGCCGCUUCGGGGACUCUGGCUCACUCAGGCCGGGGGGCAGGGAGGGGCAUGGAGUGCGGGUGGAGCCUGCAGCGGCAGAGGCCGGCGUGACGUUGCACCAGCCCGAGGCGCGCCGUGCGUUCUCCCAGGGAAGCCGUCCCUGGAUCCCGGGACCCCGGCAGUGACGGGCUGCACAGGCUCCCCGGAAGGGGGACGUGGACAGUGACCUGCACUCGCACAUAGGCCUUGCGGCGGCGGCAGCAGCUCCAGCGUCCCACGCCCAUCUCUGGGGUCCGCGCUUUCAGCCGCGGCUCGCGCCCAUCUCUGGAGCUCCUCCAAGCAGCGCUCUUAAUCCCCUCUCCUCGCGCACCAGGAAACAGAGAGAAGAAAAAGUCUCUUGCCUCUUCGGCAGGUCCAAACUUUUUCCCGGACUCCCUCCCGGCUAUCUAUGGCACAUUAGCCCCUUCAGGCUGUGUUCACGCCGCCAACCCCAGUCCUCUCCCUGUGCUCCGACUGAAGCCCGAGCCUCAGCUCCCAGCGCCGCCCGCCCCGGCGGGCGAGCAGACAAGCUUCUUGGGCUGGUGAGUGCCGGUUGGCACCGAUCCUCUGUGCGAGAAUCUCUCCGCUUUGCCCUACCCAGAUACAGCUUUCCCCAUCACUUUGCAUCUAUAUAUUGGUUUGUGCCUUACCACCAGUAGAUCAAGGAGAACGGUUAAAUACUUUAAGAUGAGAAACACUGAUGUUUGUUUGAGCUCUGAAGGGACUGAAGUGAUUUUAGCUACAUCAAGUGAUGAAAAACACCCACCUGAAAAUAUAAUUGAUGGAAAUCCAGAAACAUUUUGGACCACCACAGGAAUGUUUCCCCAAGAGUUCAUUAUUUGUUUUCACAAACAUGUAAGGAUUGAAAGGCUUUUAAUCCAGAGUUACUUUGUACGGACCCUGAGGAUUGAAAAGAGCACUUCUGAAGAGCCAGUUGAUUUUGAGCAGUGGAUUGAAAGAGAUCUGGUACAUACAGAGGGGCAGCUUCAAAAUGAAGAAAUUAUGGUACGUGAUGGCCACGCCACUUACUUGAGAUUCAUUAUUGUAUCAGCCUUUGAUCAUUUUGCAUCUGUGCAUCGUGUUUCUGCAGAGGGAACAGCAGUCUCAAAUCUUCCUUAAUAAUUAUAACAAAAUACUCUUGCACUAUUUUUUAACAAUAUAUUUAUUUAAACAUGAAGUUGUUAUUAUUAAAGGUAUUUGUAUCAGUC
Messenger RNA from Mesoplodon densirostris (Blainville's beaked whale), 1381 nucleotides. RefSeq names its product intraflagellar transport 25 (gene IFT25). Bases 861 to 1292 code for a protein of 143 amino acids. The record is from RefSeq and is a predicted model, not a curated record. Gene Ontology annotation, cellular component: centrosome; cilium; intraciliary transport particle B. NCBI's taxonomy places the organism in Eukaryota, Metazoa, Chordata, Mammalia, Artiodactyla, Ziphiidae. Gene Ontology annotation, biological process: intraciliary transport. The transcript has 8 exons.